Molecule: messenger RNA, 1982 nt
Organism: Somion occarium
Lineage: Eukaryota; Fungi; Basidiomycota; Agaricomycetes; Polyporales; Cerrenaceae
Source: the annotation of a GenBank genome assembly
GUACAUGCUGGUAUGAUUUGAAAUGUGUAUCUUUACUCUAACUCCGCCACCAAAGCUGAGUUGGAACCUUGAAAUUAUCGUCCCGAUGCCAAAAAGGGUAACGUUCACACAUCCACCUUCGAAUCGUCGCGUCGGAUUGACUGGUCAUAUCGUCGGUCGAAUGUUCAAAGUUCGUCCAUGUUUCCUCCGAACUUCGGUGGAAUCACUUGGAUCAUGUAUAUAUCAAGGUCUCUUCCAGUGCUGAGUAGGUGGGCCGCAUGAUGCCACAAGUCAUGCUGGCCAGAAUGCCGUAACGCUUGUCCUGUCCAUCUGCCGUUGUCACAGUGGUACUGAUGCUCCCACCGAUACAUAGCUCUUCGAAACUUGCUGAUACAGGUGCCAUUCUCUGAUUUAGAGCCGCCGGUUGUUCGUGUCCAACGAUGACCUAUUCAGUCCCCAGUUCUGACAUAUGAUGUCCCUUUCUCAGGCUGUAGCGCAUGUUUCCCCCCGGAUGCUUCCCAAAUGAAAACUUCAAUCGCAGAUCCCUCUUACAACCAGCAUUGAUUGAUUACUGCUGGUCACUUGAUACCCCUUGGCUAUUUCUGGCGCUUUCGUGCUUCGACUUCUUGAUCGAUUCCAUCCUGGCGUUUCUAGCAGCGCCCUUUGACUUUUGAAUCUGGAUUAUAAAACUUACUACUGGUCGUCUGCUGUACCACAGUGAGCCCCCCUAUCGGCAUGCCGCCUACAGUCAAAGAACUUCGUAUCCUGAACAGCGUUCUCUGCGGUGUUGCCCUAUUGGUCACUGCGUUCCGCCUUUAUUUGCGUAAGACACGAAGCAAACUAUGGUGGGACGACUUCUGGGUAUUGCUUUCGGCCUUGUCGAUCAUCGUCUUGAUCGUCGUGAAUUUUCUUCACACAGACGAUCCAACUAAGUACUCAAGAGGUUCUAAGAUUGCUGUGUACUAUAUGUGUAUUCAGUUCUACUACGCCGUUAGCUGGACCUCCCGUCUUUCCAUUCUUUACACUGUCAUCCGUAUCUCCUUUGAACGGAUGCGCCGCGGCCUUAUAGUGGCAUCAGGAGCCUUCUUAAUCUCUUGGAUUGUAUUGUUCGCUCAAGUCUUUUGGGUCUGUGAAAGUCCUGGCAACACAAGCUGGAAGGAUCAGCCAAUCCCUCAGUGCGAACUCGGAGAGGACGUCGCGAUAGCGCAAGUGAUUACCGUCGUCGUGAGCGAUGCGAUCCUCAUUUUCGCACCCAUAAAACUUAUAUGGCGGACACGCUUGCCAAAAAGCACCAAAAUUCGGCUCGUAUCCGUAUUCGCGUCCACAGUCGCUGCAACCGCCGUUAGCUUGUACUACAUCUAUGCCCUUCUACGUAUUGGUGGAAUCACGGAAGAAUUUGCAGCGACGAUUCACGAUGGUGUCAGUCUCUUAGUCGCCAACCUAUCAGUUGUCAUAGCUUUUGCGUGGAGGCUCUCCUCUCCGGGAUCAUCUGGCGCGUCGGACGAAGCUGCUCAUGAGAAUACGCGGCCACUUCAUCACGGCUUUGGUCGCAAGGAGAAGAUACCGUCAAAGUCCUUCGCCCUCUCCACCGUGACGCCAGACACCUAUGUAGAUGUCCAUGUGGAGCACAUCCGCCAUAUCGAAGAAGGCAAUGACAGCACUAUGUGGAUAGGCGACGAUGGCCAAUCCAAGAAGCAUGAGCUAACAGCUCUACCCGGUGGAGGUCUUAGCAUGGGAACCACCGUCGUGAGUUUUGAUAAUAACAGUGUGAAUACAUCGGACAAGUAAACGGGCGUGAACAAGCAUUUGUGAUUGAUCAUGUGCGCUUUGAGUGGCUUCACUGCGGACUUGGCUCCUACUUAUUGUUGUACGCGGACAUUGCCAACGAUGAGCUUGUACUCGUAGUUCCUUAUACAUUAUUUAUUACUAACCAUGUCUGAUUGUGAGAGAAGUGUUAGGCCUGCCGGAUCUACUGAUGUUUUUGAUGUCAUGAUAGACUUCAG